CGCGUUAUACCCGCCGCCGCCGCCGCCGCCGCCGCCGCCAUGUCGCCGCUCACCUGCUCGCUGCUCGCAUUCCUCGCGCUGUUUGCCGCCGCCGACGCCUUGUUACCGAACCCUUAUUGCAGUAAACUGGUAUUGGGCAAACAAACAAAGGACUUUAUUGAUUUUAGCCUGACUGCUCCUGGUGGCGUCGUCACCAUUCCUGAUAAAUGUUCUAGACCAGGAAGAAGGCUAGUGGGCGAGCUUAUCAGCGUGUGCAAUGUGCCCAACUCGAAGCCUACAAUAACUCAAGCAAUUCAGUCACAAUAUGAUAUCAAACCGAACUUUGCUAUGGUUAACAUCGACUGUCCUAGCAACAUCGCCGGCUGUGAUAAACUUGAUGUUCAUGUGACAGAGUAUUGUGAAAUGGUCACUGCACCUCAUUAAGUACUUGAGAGACGGUCACAAUAAUUAUGAUGAGAAUAGGAUUCUUGUCAAUGAUUAAAUAUACAUAAGAUUACAUAA
Molecule: messenger RNA, 501 nt
Organism: Cydia pomonella (codling moth)
Lineage: Eukaryota; Metazoa; Arthropoda; Insecta; Lepidoptera; Tortricidae
Exons: 3
Coding region: 40-423 (127 amino acids)
Source: RefSeq, a predicted model, not a curated record